Dipodomys ordii (Ord's kangaroo rat) is the source of this 2664-nucleotide messenger RNA. It is a transcript of the gene Usp45, whose product is annotated as ubiquitin specific peptidase 45. The transcript has 16 exons. Bases 1 to 2154 code for a protein of 717 amino acids. Gene Ontology annotation, biological process: protein deubiquitination. NCBI's taxonomy places the organism in Eukaryota, Metazoa, Chordata, Mammalia, Rodentia, Heteromyidae. The record is from RefSeq and is a predicted model, not a curated record. Gene Ontology annotation, molecular function: cysteine-type deubiquitinase activity; zinc ion binding.
AUGACUGAAGAUAAUUCGGACUUUAUGCUUCCUGUUACAAUCUCUAGAGAUCAUCAAGAGGAGGAAAGAGGAUGUGGUAAAAACUCAGAAGGCCAGCAUUCAUUGAAGCACUUCCGGAGUUGCAGAACAGAUUCGCAUUGUAUUACAGUUAGUCUGAGUACAUGGAUUAUAUGGUGUUACGAAUGUGAUGAAAAAUUAUCAACACAUUGUAAUAAGAAGGUUUUGGCUCAGAUUGUUGAUUUUCUCCAGAAACAUUUUUCUAAAACACAAACAAAUGCAUUUGCUCGAAUCCUAAAGCUUUGUGAAGAAAAAUAUGAAACGGGAGAAAUAAAGAAGGGAAGGCAAGCCAUCAGUGUGUCCUCGGUGAAAGGAAUUACAAAUUUAGGGAAUACCUGCUUUUUUAAUGCAGUCAUCCAGAACUUGGCACAAACUUACAUACUUAUUGAAACGAUGAAUGAGAUUAGAGAAGAUGGCACAAAAUUGAAAAUUGCUCUCUCUCCAGAUUCCCAGAUGGACCCCUUAGUGGUGGAACUUGCGAGCCCUGGACCACUGACCUCAGCCUUGUUCCUGUUUCUUCACAGCAUGAAGGAGUCAGAAAAAGGACCACUUUCUCCUAAAGUUCUUUUUAACCAGCUUUGUCAGAAGGCACCUCGAUUUAAAGGUUUCCAACAGCAGGAUAGUCAGGAGCUUCUUCAUUAUUUGCUGGAUGCAGUGAGGACAGAAGAAACAAAGAGAAUACAAGCUAGCAUUCUAAAAGCAUUUAACAACCCAACUACUAGGACUGCUGAUGAAGAAACUAGAAAAAAAGUCAAAGCAUAUGGAAAAGAAGGCGUAAAAAUGAACUUCAUAGAUCGGAUCUUUAUUGGUGAAUUAACUAGCACAGUCAUGUGUGAAGAAUGUGCAAACAUCUCCACAGUAAAAGAUCCUUUCAUUGAUAUUUCACUUCCUAUAAUAGAAGAAAGGGUUUCAAAACCUGUACUUUCUGGGAAAAUGAACAGAUGUAGAAGUUUACAGGAGGCAGAUCAUGACCAGCACCGGGACACAGUCACUGUGCAGAGUACUCAGCAGCCCAGAGCUGCCAGGAAGCAGUCCUCAGCUAAGGAUAAGAAUCAAGGAAUUCCUAGCAGAAAAUAUGGAAGAAAAUUAUCACCUGGAGAAAACCCUGCUGUCAUUUAUGAGAACAAUGAAGACCUCGAAAGGAGUGGGGAGUCAUCAGCCUUUGCAAGUAUUGAGAGUACUACAAGGUCUCUGACAGAAAGCCCUACAGAUGGCAGUGACAAAGCGGCAAGCAAUUCUGAAUCUAGCGCUGAUGCCGACAGUGAGGCUUCAGAAUCGGAAAGCACUUCCCGGAAGAGCAAGCUGCCUAGAUCCCAUGGUGAAGCCCAUGGGCAAACACAUAGGCACCGUCAGCUGCCAUCACCUGAACUGCCACAUUCCAAGACUGACAGUGGAGAUGAGGGAAUAGCUCAAGCAAUUUCUGACCUUCGAUUGAACAACACUGCAACUGGAGAUAGAGAUUUUGACAGAGAAAAUCAUCCCCUUAAUGGUCCAAACAACCUAUGUCUUCCAGAUAGGAAACAUAUGAGGCCUCACAGUCCCCAAAAUGCUUUUCAGACUCUUUCUCAGAGCUAUGUAACUACUUCCAAAGAAUGUUCAAUUCAGUCCUGUCUCUACCAGUUUACAUCUAUGGAAUUACUAAUGGGGAAUAAUAAGCUUCUCUGUGAGAAUUGUACUCAAAAGAAGCAGAAAUACUUAAAGGAAAGCAGUUCUGCAGGAGCAUCAGCUGGCUUGAGUCUUCGUAAAGUAAACCGGCACGUAGAUUUUCCACUUAUGCUGGAUUUAGCACCAUUCUGUUCAUCUGCUUGUAAGAAUGUAAAUAUGGGAGACAAGGUUCUUUAUGGUCUGUAUGGCAUAGUGGAACACAGUGGCUCCAUGAGAGGAGGUCAUUACACUGCUUAUGUGAAAGUGAGAGUUCCCUGCAGGAAAUUACCAGAACAGACCACUGGGAGGAAAAAUGUGCCCGGUUUGAAAGAACUUGCCAGUGAGGCAGGAAGCCACUGGGUCUACGUCAGUGACACUUACGUGCAGGUGGUUCCAGAAUCAAGAGCACUGAGUGCACAAGCUUAUCUUCUUUUUUAUGAAAGAAUUUUAUAGUUAUUUGUUACUUGCUAAUGGCAAUGAUUAUUUAGCGCACUUUUAUUUGAAUGCUGCAACGGGAACUAUAAUAUGUAAUGUGCCUUGGUAUUCUCUCUUCUGUAGGAUCAGCAUGACCUUCAAAGGCUCCUUAGCAUUUUCACCAUUUUUGUGAAUCCUUUUAAUGUAAAUUAAAUUUACUCAGUGCUUUCAAGUUUAUAUUUCUGAAUGUAAAAACAAGAUUUAUUUCAUGUCAUGAGGGACAAAAAUAUCAAAAUUGACAAUAGUAAGAAUUUUCUUUAUGAUAUGGCUCAUUAUUACAAGCAUUCAGAAAGGAUGCUGGCUUAAUGAAAUUAUUCCUUAAUGAUACUCUUUUCUCAUUAAGAUACUGCUUCUCUGAUCUUCUGUAGUAUAUCCUAUGCCAUUAUUUACUUUUAAUGUUUUAGUCUUUUUAGCCUUAACCUUAUUCUGAGCAGUUGUAAUUAACAUUUUAUGUAUUUGUUAUUUUUGUAAUAAACAUCAAAUUUAUAA